Trichoderma aggressivum f. europaeum is the source of this 312-nucleotide messenger RNA. RefSeq lists its product as uncharacterized. Gene Ontology annotation, cellular component: nucleosome. Gene Ontology annotation, molecular function: protein heterodimerization activity; structural constituent of chromatin; DNA binding. Gene Ontology annotation, biological process: nucleosome assembly. The transcript is spliced from 3 exons. The record is from RefSeq and is a predicted model, not a curated record. The coding region runs from base 1 to 312 and encodes 103 amino acids. NCBI's taxonomy places the organism in Eukaryota, Fungi, Ascomycota, Sordariomycetes, Hypocreales, Hypocreaceae.
AUGACUGGCCGUGGAAAGGGUGGCAAGGGCCUCGGCAAGGGCGGUGCCAAGCGUCACCGAAAGAUUCUUCGUGACAACAUUCAGGGCAUCACCAAGCCUGCUAUCCGACGUCUCGCCCGUCGUGGUGGUGUCAAGCGUAUCUCUGCCAUGAUCUACGAGGAGACCCGCGGUGUUCUCAAGUCCUUCCUCGAGGGUGUCAUCCGCGAUGCCGUCACCUACACUGAGCACGCCAAGCGCAAGACCGUCACCUCGCUGGACGUCGUCUACGCUCUCAAGCGACAGGGCCGCACCCUCUACGGUUUCGGUGGUUAG